This is a messenger RNA of Westerdykella ornata, 1507 nucleotides long. RefSeq names its product HET-domain-containing protein. NCBI's taxonomy places the organism in Eukaryota, Fungi, Ascomycota, Dothideomycetes, Pleosporales, Sporormiaceae. The record is from RefSeq and is a predicted model, not a curated record. The transcript is spliced from 2 exons. The coding region runs from base 110 to 1078 and encodes 322 amino acids.
CACUGGAGAAAAAUACAUUCUGUGUAUCUGCCUGACCGACGUUCUUCUUUGAUUCGUGUCUGCUUGAAUAACACCGUUAACAACAGCGCACUUUGAGACCUCUUCUCUCAUGCGUCUUCUGAGGCUUGAAGAAGACGGCAACUUCAGCCUUGUCGAGUAUGUUGAGAAGGAUAUUCCUCAAUAUGCCAUUCUUUCACACACCUGGGGAGCCGACCAUGAGGAACCUACCUAUAAGGAUUUACUGAAAGGCACUGGUAGGAACAAGGCUGGUUAUCGUAAACUUACGUUAUGCGGAGCCCAAGCUGCGAAAGACGACCUCGGGUUUUUCUGGGUGGACACCUGCUGCAUCAACAAAUCAAGCAGCAGAGAGCUUGACGAGGCCAUCAACUCUAUGUUUCGCUGGUACCAAAAGGCUGCAAGAUGCUACGCAUAUCUGGCCGACGUAUCUGUCGACCGGUCCGCUGGAGAGAACGACUUUACCCCAGAACUGAAAGCAGCGUUCGCAAGAAGCAGAUGGUUCACUCGCGGCUGGACACUCCAGGAGCUCAUUGCUCCAAGAUCAGUAGAUUUCUUCAGUAAAGAGGGGCAUUGGCUUGGUAGCAAGCACUCACUGCAGCAAAUACUCGCUGAGAUAACGGGGAUUGCGCUCGCGGCCCUGCAAGGAACUCCCUUGUCCCAUUUCUCGACAGAGGAGCGCAUAUCGUUGGCAGCGAAUCGCCAGGCCAAACGGGAAGAGGAUGCAGCAUACUCAUUGUUGGGUAUCUUCAACAUACAUAUGCCGCUUUUAUAUGGCGAAGGACGGAAGGAGGCGUUUGACCGACUUCGGGAGAAGAUUGACGACCCUUUAGCUAGUCUCAGGCGGUAUGUUUACCAGCAGACGCAGAGGCUGGAUACCUUGGAUAUUACAGCCCAGUGGAUAGUCCGCCAAAUGACGAAUAAACCUAAGCAACUCGGAUACCCAUGGGAAACUGGUAUGCUUGAAGAUCAUCUCAAGAUCGAUGAUGGGCUGGGCGCGGAAUAUUUCUUACCUGUGUCUCUCUGUGAGACUCUAGAGGUAGUUGGCCCUUCUAUUCAUUAACCAUCCAGUUGGAUAAACCAACAGCACCAUUAUCUGAACCUCAAGGUUAAGGACUUAUAGGCUUUCUUCGAUAUUCUGCGAUUGAAAUAUAAAUCCGAGAGACUCCCCGGAUUGAAGCAAAUUGAACGACGCCACAUUCUGCUCUGGGAAUGGAAUGAAAGGCACAUCGUUUCUCCCGCGAAUUGGUUACGCGUCGUAAAACAUGAUCGGGCUGCCAAGGUGUCCUUCGUUAUGGGUUCCUGGCAUGGUCCACCUAGGAAUCGGUGUAUGCGAUGCUACAAACCGAGAACGCACGACACUUCCGAAUAUCCCCCUCAAAUAUUGUCAUUCGUGUAAGCUGGCAGUUCAGUGGGUAGAACCUGAUGAUCUCCCCUUCGAACCGACUGAUAUCCUUAUCGACUGAGACCUUUACCGCGAUUACCAAGUUGC